AUGUUUAUAACUGUAAUAUUCUCAGAUUUAUCCAAUCCAGAAAUAGAAAAAUCAAUCCUGGUCAAUCCAGAAUGUCCACUCGGUGUCUUCUUGGAGUACAUUCGAACAAAUGUAGGCCUACAAAAAUACGAUGAAUUCGAUUUAUGUCCGGAGACCGGAGUUUUAAAAAAUCUCAACGAAACUUCAAUGUUCACAAAUGCUUCAACUUUGAUGGAAGAUCGAGAGACUUUCUUUGUUGUUCACAUACAAAGAGAUGCAGACUGUGUAUCCUACCACCUGCUGCUUCCUCGAAACCACGAAAUAUACAACGAACUUUCAUCAAAAAUCAAAGAAAACGCCUGCGUCUGCGACUCUGGUCUAAAUUUAUCAGGUGUCACCAACCUUUCGGGUAGUAAAGGGAGCAGAUCGAGUACCAGCAAAAGGGGUAGCAAAUCUUUGUCAUCAACGGGAACCAAAAAAUCCUCCUCGGGAAGUGUCAAAUCUGGUUCAUCCAAUAAUAGGAGGUUAUCGAGUGCUGGAAGCAAGGAGAAGAGAUCUGGUAGUAAUGUUAAAAUGUAA
Molecule: messenger RNA, 558 nt
Organism: Ctenocephalides felis (cat flea)
Lineage: Eukaryota; Metazoa; Arthropoda; Insecta; Siphonaptera; Pulicidae
Exons: 4
Coding region: 1-558 (185 amino acids)
Source: RefSeq, a predicted model, not a curated record